AUGUUUAGUCCUAAACUGGAUGAUAAGAAAAAAAGCAGUUUAAGCACAAUUAAAAAAAAGUAGGCAUAACCUAUAAUGUUUGUUAUGAUAGUAAGACAAAAUUGCUUAUAGAAUUAAAAUAAGUUUAAUAUACUGUUAAUAUAUAACCUGGUUUAGCAGUAGUGCAUAUAUGUCAAAUCUAUUCAACUGAAUAAAACAGAUAACUUUUUUACAAUAGAUUAAAAUUCAGAGGUUACUAAGAUGAUAGCUGAACUUGGAGGUUAAAAGGUUUAUGGUGUUGUAAAAGAAUUAGAAGAAGCAAAAAAAGUAUAUGAAAAGGGAAUAUAAGAAGGAAAGACCGUGGUAUUAAUCAAAGAGGAUUCAAAAAUAUCAAAUAUCAAAAAGUAAAAAUUGGUCGUUUAAGUCCUAGUAAUUCAUUAACAAUUUAAUUUGAAUGCAUCCAACAAUUAUGAGUAUUUUUAAAUUAAUUUUGGAAAUUAGAAUUGUCUUCUAUGAUAGAUACAAGUUAUCUUGCAGUUAAUGAAUUAAAGAACACAUCUACAAAUUAUGCUUAAUAAUAUUCAUUUGUGAAAAACCAUGUCAACAUUUAAGCAAUGAAAUUAAAUUAUAAGUAAAAUAUUACUGUAAUAAUUAAUAUGGAAAAACCGAUUACAUAUGCUAAAUCUCCAACACAUUCAAUUUUAUUAAAUUCUGAUAUUAAUGUCAAAGAAAAAUAAAUUGAUUUAUAAACUCCUUAGAACUAAUUAAUUAUUACUUUAGAUAUGAAUGAUCCUGAAAAUAUGGCACCAAAUAAAAAGUUUGAAUUAUUAUUUUCCUCCAAUGAUGUUAAUAACCCUUUUGCAAUACUAAGCCAUACAAAUAAUGAUGCUUUAUAACACAUCAAAUAUUGUGCAACUCUAACCCUCAUUCCAAAAUUUAAUGAAUUUCCAAUAGAUGAUGCUUAUCAAUCAUAUCUAAAUGGUUUAAAUUUAUCAUCAUAGGCAAAAAUUUAAAAGGGUUGUUAUAUAUUUUUUAUUGAUCGUAGUGGUUCAAUGGAAGGCAUAAGAAUUGAAAAAGCCAAACAAUCACUGAUAC
Paramecium primaurelia is the source of this 1074-nucleotide messenger RNA. NCBI's taxonomy places the organism in Eukaryota, Ciliophora, Oligohymenophorea, Peniculida, Parameciidae. The record is from the annotation of a GenBank genome assembly.